AUGCACCGAUCCUACCUCCCUCAUGCAAAGGCCAAAGAUGGCCAGCGGAAGGUUUCCCCUUCUGGGCCGUCGUACAUGUCGAAUGACCAGAUCGCAAAUUACUUGAAAGAUCUACGGACAAACCGUCCAGCACGCCCGAGCGGAUCCAGACCUCUUCCUACGAAAACACCCAGUUCGGGUUCUCGUGACGAUUUACCCCCACGGGCUGCGUCGGCCAUGUCAACGUACAGUAAUUCUGCAAGGUCGCCUACCAAACCGGCGGCCGACGUUGAUCCACCCCGAGCCACCAGUUCUCUAUCAAACCAUCGCCCGUUCUCUCCUCGAGGCUCUCUGUAUGGCUCGCCAGGACGUUCCGUGCAGGAACCAAGGACCAUUCCCGUUCGUCAGAAUAUUUCCCCGACUAGAGUGCAUUCCCGGUUUAGUCCCCCUUCGCCCGGGAUGUAUCGUGAGAGCAACCAACGUCGUUUUGAGAGAGAGCAGGCGAGGUCGCUGCGGAAUGCGCUGGAGGAAAUGAAUGUCCACGAAGAAGAGGAUGAAGAAACUCGGAUCCAAAGGGCGGCACAAGAUGAGGCCACGGAACUUGUGUGGAUGCAUCAGAAUCCGGGCAUGGCCUCAAAGAACCCAUAUGCUCCUUAUCGGAAUCCUGACGUUGACCGUUUUCGAGGCUCGCCAUCGAAAAUUAACCCCCCUGCCCAACCUUCAGGACCCUCGAGCCCCCGGCGGAAUGGCCUGUUCCGCUCAUCAGUGUCUGAGACUCCUUCAGCUAGUGCAGGUUCGAAGGGAUUGAGUGGCAGUCCCACACGCGACACGCAACAAGAAAGGACAGGCUCAGACGAAACUACCAGCCCUAGAAAAUAUGGCUCGCUACGAAAGAGUCUUAGAGUUAACUUUUCAAUGCCUCGUGAACAGCAAAGCCCUUCAAAAUCGCGAGAUGGUGCUUGCGGGCUAGGUCUUACAAAUGUCGCCAGCGACUCGAAUCGUGGUAUCUUUAGAAACCCCAAUGAUCACAUAUACGAGGAACCUACCGGCUCCCCUCCCAAAGAAGGGGACGAGCGCCCUGAUUUCUCGAGAUCUGAUUCAUCUGCUCUGAGGUCAAAACCACGCAAUGCACUUCCUCGUGGUUCGCGGCCGCUUCCAGGACGAUUGGGUAGCAUUCCAUUUGUUGACAAGCUGUCUCGUUUUGAACUCCACAAGCACCCUCCAACCCAAUCGCGCAAUGCCGAAUACAAGACCAAUGACCCGACACCCAAAUCGAAACCCGAAGAAGAAGUCUUUGAGGAACCCAGUCCUGCGACGAAAGAUGGUCUGGAGAUUCGCAGCGACGAUAUCAGGGCGGCAACUAGUAAGAAGCUCAAAGAUCGCAGUAGCAAACUCCCCAUGCCGACAGCCGUCAGUGACCGCACCGGCCGGCCGAUUGUGAGUUUUGAACCAGCCUGGAAACCGACCGAGGCGCAGUCGCCCCCUAAGCCGGAACCCGCCGCUCCCACGCGCCCCGUGGUACCUGCUGCGCCCACGAUAGAAGUGUCGGAGCCGCCCGCAAUUCCGGUCAUCAACGUACCGGAUGAGAGGGAGCCUACCAUUUCCGAAAUGGGCGGUGGUUCAGCUCAGGCCGCCUCCAAUCAGCCGCGUGCUCGCCCAAGUCCACCAAAGAGCGGUCAAAGCUCCAGUUCGUCACCAAGGAAGCCCGCUCGUGCACUGCAGGAUCGGUGGCUCUCAGCAUAUACCCGUUCUGGAGUCCCAACGGCAAAAUGUGAAUCAUGCUCGCUUCCGAUUGCAGGGAGAAUUGUAACAGCUGCUGGAACACGAUUUCAUCCGGAAUGCUUUGUAUGCUUCCAUUGCCAGACGGCCCUUGAAUGUGUUGCGUUCUACCAGGAGCCCGAGGCCAAGCGGUACGAAAGAUUGGCUGACGCGUCAGCGUAUGAUGAAGAGGCGCGCACGUUGAGAUUCUACUGCCAUCUUGAUUUCCAUGAAAUCUUCAGCCCUCGCUGUAAGAGCUGCAAAACCCCUAUUGAAGGGGAGGUUGUCGUAGCAUGUGGAGCAGAAUGGCACGUCGGUCAUUUCUUCUGCGCCGAAUGUGGUGAUCCUUUUGACCAAGACACCCCGUUUGUAGAGAAAGAUGGUUUUGCCUGGUGUUUACAAUGCCAUUCGCGCCGUACUGCUCCUCGGUGUCUUGGCUGCAAGAAACCAGUCCUCGACGAUGUUGUCAUCACAGCAGUCGGUGGGCAGUGGCAUGACGAGUGUUUCAACUGCCAUGAAUGUGGUAGCGGACUGGGCACUGAUGGAAGAUACUUCGUCCGCGAAGGCGAACCCAAACGAACUGCCAAAGGUCGUAUCAUCGGCGGCCCUGUCCAACUAGCCGUUUGUGAGCGAUGUGAAGGCAUCCGAUUGAAGGCCACUCCUUAG
This is a messenger RNA of Aspergillus melleus, 2403 nucleotides long. Its product is annotated as LIM domain protein. The transcript has 3 exons. Gene Ontology annotation, cellular component: Z disc; nucleus. The coding region runs from base 1 to 2403 and encodes 800 amino acids. The record is from RefSeq and is a predicted model, not a curated record. Gene Ontology annotation, molecular function: transcription coregulator activity. NCBI's taxonomy places the organism in Eukaryota, Fungi, Ascomycota, Eurotiomycetes, Eurotiales, Aspergillaceae.